Molecule: messenger RNA, 2126 nt
Organism: Lepisosteus oculatus (spotted gar)
Lineage: Eukaryota; Metazoa; Chordata; Actinopteri; Semionotiformes; Lepisosteidae
Source: RefSeq, a predicted model, not a curated record
ACACUCGCUCCGCCUGGUGGAGGAAAGAGGCACAGCCUGCGAGGCCGCCCGUCCGAGACGAUUAAUAAUAAACAGCCGGAACCGCGUCCGGCCCGCACGCAGCUGCAAGCCAGCGCACCGCACCGCACGGCUGCUCAGGUCACCGCGGUGGCACUGACAGGGCAGCGGGCCCACGGCGGCCGACUCCCCCGGCGGCGGGGACGCGCGUCGCUGGGGGGCAGAGCCAUGUCGGGCGGCGCCGGUGACGUCACGCCGUCCGCGCUGGAAGUAGUCAGCGUCGUGGGCAAGGCCGUGUGCGCAGGCGCGGCACUGACAGCCGCUCUCUACCUGAUCCGCAGAGUGUGUCUCACCAUGGCCUGGAAGUCAGGAGGCGCCAGCCACGCUGAGCUCGUCAACAACCUCCGCAAAAAUGGGAUCAUUAAAUCAGAUAAAGUGUUUGAAGUCAUGCUGGCUACUGACCGGGCACACUUUGCGAAAUGUAAUCCUUACAUGGAUUCCCCCCAGUCAAUAGGUUUCCAAGCAACUAUCAGUGCUCCUCACAUGCAUGCAUAUGCUUUGGAACUUCUCCAUGAUCAGCUGUAUGAAGGAGCAAAAGCUCUAGAUGUUGGAUCAGGAAGUGGGAUCUUGUCAGUCUGCUUUGCGCGGAUGGUUGGCCCCAAAGGAAAAGUCAUAGGAAUUGAUCAUAUUAAAGAACUUGUUGAUGAUUCAAUAAACAAUGUUAAGAAAGAUGAUCCCAGCUUAAUAACAUCAGGCAGAGUAAAAUUGGUUGUUGGAGAUGGCCGGCUGGGCUUUCCGGAGGAGGCACCCUACGACGCCAUUCAUGUAGGGGCGGCAGCACCGACUGUUCCUCAGGCACUCCUGGAGCAGCUGAAGCCGGGCGGCCGGCUCAUCCUGCCCGUGGGCCCCGCGGGUGGAAACCAGAUGCUGGAGCAGUACGACAAGCUGGGGGACGGCAGCACCAAAAUGAAGCCUCUCAUGGGAGUGAUUUACGUGCCUUUAACAGACAAAGACAAGCAGUGGUCCAGGUGGAAGUGACUUUCUACUCACUCUUUCUUCUCCUGCAGAGAGUCGCCAAGGUGAAAUGGGAUGAACUGUGAAGCAGCCUCAGCAUAUCCAUGUCCUGCACUAUAGUGUUAACCUGAGUGGACUUUUCCCUUUUCAAGCAGCUGGUGGAUUUCAAGAAAAACAAAACAAAAAAAGGAACGCGUUGAAGCUUGUUUUUGGGACUUUUUUUUUCCCCCCAAGUGUUAAAAAAAAUGGUGUGGAUCUCAAAGAUAGACUGGUAGCAGUUUAACACAAAAGAAGUUUGCAUUUGGGAGCUUUUUCUUUUAUUGUUUUCAUUGGAGGCAGAUGCAGGGUACAGACUUUGUCAGUUUGUGGAUAAAAUAAGUAUCAAUGAUUAAAAUUUAGUUCUCAUCCAAUUAGUUCCAUUCUAGUUAAGUUGGAGAAAACCAUAUUUCCUUAUUUUUGGACUGUUUUUGUGCAGUGUGUAAAGCCUAUAUUAUAACUCGCUGAUGUGCACCUUACAACACUAUGCGCAUUUCCAAGAUUUCUAGAUGCAGACAUCUCUGUUGCUCAGCGCUAAUAUUGACAUUUUUCAGCAUUUUUCCAGCUUACAAUAUUUAAACAGCGGAAUGCAGCAAGUACAGCUUUCUGUCAUUUAAUCUGUAUGGCACAAACACACAGCACAAAGUCUCACAGUACAUAAAUGGUGUUAUAGUUACCGUUUCUGUCAACCCUCCUGUACAGACUGACAGCUGAAAAAUCUUGUUUAUACACUGCAUUACGGGUUUCUCACAGCUCUUUGCUUUUCUCUUCCUUUUGCUGUAUUGAAUUGGCUGCAGACUAUAAUUUACAUGACUAGUAACAUGCUGUGUACAAGUAACAGGUAAUAUAAUUCAGUGCUGCUUUGCCAAAUAAAUCUGAACUCAAAGCAAAUGUCUACUGUUUUUACAUCUAUGGCUAAAGAAGCUGGUUGCAAUUUUAAUGUGUUGCUUAUGAAAACAAGUAACAAUCAGCACUUUACCAAGACUUUAUUUAUUUUGUCUUGUCUGUGUGCAGUGCUACCACGUGUCAUCCGUGGAAGUGGGCCGUUUCAUUUCUGGAAAUAAAGGUGAACUGAGAAA